This is a messenger RNA of Parathielavia appendiculata, 1368 nucleotides long. RefSeq lists its product as uncharacterized. The transcript is spliced from 2 exons. The record is from RefSeq and is a predicted model, not a curated record. Bases 101 to 1363 code for a protein of 420 amino acids. Lineage: Eukaryota; Fungi; Ascomycota; Sordariomycetes; Sordariales; Chaetomiaceae.
CGUCUGCGCUCUUUACACAUUGUACAAGUCCAUACCAUUUUCCCGCUUCGAACGGCCACAUGUAAAAGCCGUUUCGAUCAAUCAACUGCAAGACGUCAAAAUGUAUCAGUAUCUGGAUCCUCGACGCAUUAUCAUCAUAUACUCCGGGUCCAGCAGUAGCAGUUCCAGCACUUCAACCUUCCAGACUACGCCCAAGCGACCGGCGGGCGAGGUCAGCUCGGAGCUUCAUUUCACCCUGUAUCUCGGUGGCAAUACGGGGCCCUACAAGACGGCCGAGAAUAACGGCACCGUCAUCCUCCCGCCCAUCCCUGUCGAGUGGAUCAUCGCGCCGCUCAACGUCACGGCCGGGCAGUGCCCGGAUCGGGCGCAGAACCUGCAGCUGUUCGGAAUCAUCAACGCCAUCGUGGCCGGCCUGGUGCUGCUGCUCGGCUGCCGGCCGCUGGUCCGCUAUCUCACGGGCGGUGUGCUCGGCUCGCCGACCCGCUUCUCGCCCUUUUGGACCUGGCUCGUCUCGUUUGGCCUGCAGGUCGCCGCCAAUGCCGUCGUGUCGCGUCUGGUCGUCGCGACGCCCGGGUACGAGCACCUCAGCAUGCUGCACGUCUUCGCCCUGUACGCGUCCCGGCCGCGCAUCAACCAAAUCUGGACCGGGCUGCUGCGCCUGUUUGUUGGGCCGGUGCGUAUCCGCCACGAGAGGAUGAUGCUCGGCGGAAAGAAACGGGGCCGGGUCCGUGACGACUUCGAGCUCGGCGCUGCCGGCGGCAGUGCCACCUCCAAGCCCAAAUCCAGAUGGUCGCGCUGGGUGGCACGAGUGAUUCCCUCUCGGACUGGCGGAAGCUCAUCCAGAGAGAACGAACAAAACAACAGGGUGAAGUUCCCCUUUGCGCCUGCCGUCGCUGGUCCUCGCGGGGAAGAGGAGUGGGUCUACACCGACUCGUACGUCGCCACGUCGGUCAGCGAGCUUUUUCUGCAGCUGAUGUCGGCCGUCUUUGUCGGCGUGACUUGGCGCCGCUUCCCCAACGAGCCGAUCCGCGAGCACAUGCAGCACCACGUCAACUUCAUGCUGGCCGCGCCCGCCCUCGCCCUGGUCGGCUGGCUGUUGAUCCCGAUCUACAUCAAACGCGACGAGUCCAUUUUUGACGGAGACACGGACGGCGUUACGUGGGAGGGCUCGGCCGAAUAUCUCUUGCUUGCGACCAUUUUUCUGGGCCUGACGGGGUUUUUUACAUAUGGCGUCGCGUGGAGAUACUGGGCCGAGUUUCUGAUGCUGCCCGGUUCCUUGUGGUGUCCCCCCAAGUUCAUUGAACAGGCUGCUGUCUGGUCCUCUUUCUCGGGACUGGCGGCCUUCUUUGGUGGGGGCUUGUAGUUGGC